This is a messenger RNA of Apis laboriosa (Himalayan honeybee), 1840 nucleotides long. Its product is annotated as arginine/serine-rich coiled-coil protein 2. The coding region runs from base 130 to 1365 and encodes 411 amino acids. Lineage: Eukaryota; Metazoa; Arthropoda; Insecta; Hymenoptera; Apidae. The record is from RefSeq and is a predicted model, not a curated record. The transcript has 5 exons.
CACGGUAUGUAUAUACAAGCUGGUUAAAUAUUCUCGACCAAUGGCGUUUCUGCGCAAGGCAGCCUAGGAUCGACGCGCUGCGAUAGUCGUAACAAUUUCGGACAGUUCGUUCCCCGUUUUCACGCCAUUAUGGAUUCGUUAGCGAAUUACGCUAGUGACGGGGACAAUAGUAAUAAUUCAGAAGAUCCAAAGAUAUCAUAUGGGAUGCAUGGUGAUACCAAUAAAAGAGCCAGUGACGCAAACUACGAUCCAGUACAAAUGGACAUGAGUGAGGAAAGCAACAACAACAAUUCGUCUAGAGAAUCCAGUAGUGAAAGAGCACAGAGUCCAGCAGCACAAUCAAAAACAGACUCAUCUCGAUCAUUACCUUCUCCCUCAGACCAGAGGCGAUCUGAUCAUGAAAAUCACACAGCAAAUUCAAAAGACGAGCACAAACGAGGAGAUAGAUCCGACCGUAAUAGACAUAUGAGUGAUAAGGGACGACGACCAUCAUACGAUGAUAGAAGACAACGAGAAAACAGUCAUAGAGACAGAGAUAUAAAAAGGAAUCGGGAUGAUGACAGAAAAUCCCGUGACGAUGAUAAAAAAAAAGAAAAGAGUUCGUUAGGAUCAAGUAGAGAUGAGAAGAGUGAUGAUAGAGAAAAGAGCGACAAGGAUCAUCACUAUCGUGAUGAUCGAAGAGAUCGAAAUCGUGACAGAAGUGACAGAGAUAGGCGCAGAGAUAGGGACAGAGAUCGAGAUCGCCGACAUUCUAGAGAUGAUAGAUCGAAAGAUCGAUAUCGAGACGAUCGAUCCAGUUAUCAUAAAGAAAAAGAUCGUGCAAGAUCAAGAUCUAGAUCGAGAGACCGAGCUCCACCUCCUUUUCGAACAAUGAGUUAUAGAGAAGAAAAAGGUAGAAAUAAGUUAGCUCAAUUAGAGAAGUUAGGAAUUGAACUUAAAGCACCAGAAGGAGACACUACUACACCAGGCAUUCAAAAUGAACAGAAUUAUUAUAAUCCUUUAGCCACAGCGACGCAAGGAAAAUAUGCGGAACAGAUACAGAAGAGAAAACUAUUAUGGGCGAAUAAGUCAAAACAAGAUGAAGGUAAAACAUCUACAGCAGCUUCUACUGCAAACACUUGGGUAGGAACAACAUUCACUCAUGAUCAGGAUGGAAAAGUAACGGCAAAGUUUAAGCGGUUAAUGGGCAUCAAAGACGAUUUACCGAUUGCUCCGACAGCGGGUACCAAACCAGAUAUAUUAAAAAAACAAGAAGAAAUGUUCAAUAACAUGGAACAACAGUAUGAGGUAGCACGUGCUACUACACACACACAACGAGGUGUCGGACUUGGUUAUGCUACUGGUGGCUAUCAAUUUCCUCGAUAAAAUGUGUUGAAACUUUUGAACGACAUUGAGUUAUGAUUAAUAACAAGUCUAACACAGGUGCAACUCGAUUUUUGGUUUUACAAUUUCGUCAGGUCGAUUACAAAACAGAGUUUUUAUUUCAAAGUCGUUAUAUAUAGGAAUUAUAGAGUAAUUAAAAGCUUAUCAAACAAAGAUUUGAAUAAUCUUGUUAUAGUUAUAUAAUUAUAUUGUAAACAUUUAAAAAAAUAAAUUUAUUAAGAAUCUGGAAGAAGAACUCUGUGUUUUCGAUUUGACGAUAAAUAUUCUUGAUUAAUUUUUGUUUGAGAAAAAAAAUGAAAAGACAAGAAAUCUUUGUUUGUUACGAAUGUGUUUGUAACAUCAAUUUAUAUGAUAAUUUCAUUGUACCUAUAUACUGUAUGUACAAAUAAGAGAUACAUUGACAUGAAUGAUGUUUUUUUCUCUCUCUUUUUUUAAUAAAUGUCAAAUAAUUUUUGAA